Molecule: messenger RNA, 1941 nt
Organism: Papaver somniferum (opium poppy)
Lineage: Eukaryota; Viridiplantae; Streptophyta; Magnoliopsida; Ranunculales; Papaveraceae
Product: berberine bridge enzyme-like 8
Exons: 1
Coding region: 121-1707 (528 amino acids)
Molecular function (GO): oxidoreductase activity; FAD binding
Source: RefSeq, a predicted model, not a curated record
UUCCAAUCCUCUCUGGUCCGAUUAACGGUAAGUUUGUGAAACUGUAUAUACAUAUGAUAUCGGUUUAUAUAUGAUCUCCUUCUUCAUAUUUACACAGCAAACCUCAACUAGCUAGCAAAUAUGAGAACAACUUCAUUAAGAUCUUUCUUACUAUUGUUAUCUUUCUUUGUCAUACUCUCGAAUUCCCUUGGAAGCUCAAGCUCAACGCAUGUGCAUUUCCUUAAAUGCAUUUCUCUUCAUUCUAAUACAUCAAUCCCGAUCUACACUACAAAGAACGCUAACUAUUCAUCCAUCCUGCAAUCCAAAAUUGGAAUGCUAAGAUUCAAUUCAUCCACCACUCCAAAACCCUUUCUUAUAUUAACACCUCUAGAAGAAUCACAUGUUCAGACCGCUGUUAUUUGUUCAAAAAAACACGGGAUUCAAAUGAAAGUUCGAAGUGGAGGCCAUGACUUUGAAGGACUUUCAUAUACAUCAGAUGUUCCAUUCAUUAUUGUUGAUUUGUUCAAUCUUCGUGAAGUAAAUGUGGAUGUAAAGGGUAAAGUAGCAUGGGUUCAAUCUGGUGCAACUACAGGUGAACUCUAUUACAGAAUUGCCCAAAAAAGCAACAUUCUCGCAUUUCCUGCAGCGGUUUGCACAACCGUAGGUAUUGGUGGGUACAUUAGCGGAGGUGGGUACGGGGCUAUGUUAAGGAAAUUUGGGACUGCAGGUGAUAAUGUCAUUGAUGCUCGAAUAGUGGAUGUGCAUGGUACGAUACUGAACAGAAAGUCCAUGGGAGAAGGCUUGUUCUGGGCCAUUAGGGGGGGUGGCGGAGGAAGCUUUGGAGUUGUCCUUUCAUGGAAGCUCAAAUUAGUAUCCAUUCCACCCUCUGUAACUGUUUUUAGUGUGGAAAAAACCUUAGCAGAAGGUGCAUCGUCUCUUGUUCAUAAGUGGCAAGAUAUUGCACAUAGAUUUCCUCAAGAGCUUAUCGUAUUUCUCUCAAUAGGUGUGGUGAAUGUUACUACAAAAGAUGAAAAAACAAUCAGAGCAACAUUUAGAUCCAUGUUUCUUGGGGAUGCUAAGAAACAUAAACUUCUGAUGAAAGAGACAUUUCCUGAGUUGGGUGUCGAAAAUAAAGAUUUUAUUGAAAUGAGUUGGAUUCAAUCUGUACUCUUUUUAGACGGUCUUCCUACAAACAGUUCAAUUGAUAUUCUAGGGAGUAGUCCACAACUUAAGUUAUACAUGAAGGGAAAAUCUGAUUAUGUGAGACAACCCAUUUCGCAAUCUGGUUUAGAGUUGAUAUGGGAAAGAUUGCUAAAUGAUGAGCAAACUGCUAUGGUUUUUAUGCCUUAUGGAGGAAGAAUGAGCGAGAUUUCUGAAUCUGAAACUCCGUUCCCACAUAGAAAUGGAACCUUAUUUCAUAUUUUUUAUAUGGCUUUGUGGAACCAAAAACAGGUUCCUACGUCUGAAGAGUAUAUUAAUCAACUAAGAAGAAUGUAUAAAUUCAUGACACCUUACGUUUCCAAGUCUCCAAGAGAAGCAUAUGCCAAUUAUAGAGAUCUUGAUUUGGGAAAAAUAAGUAAAAAUGGCACAGCCACUUAUGCACAAGCUAAGGUUUGGGGCACCAAAUACUUCAAGGGUAACUUUGACCGAUUAGUACAUGUGAAGACCGAAGUCGAUCCAGACAACUUCUUCAGAACCGAGCAAAGUAUCCCAAGUAUUGCAUUUUAAUGAUUCAAUUUGUAAGAAGCUAUUUGGAUCACAUAAAUGUGUUUGUGUGUGCUAAUAAUAAUUAUCACAGUUAUCUUUGAGUCAUGAAUUAGACAAAUCUGAAAAUGCUUAAGAUUCAUUCCCUGGAGUUAAGAUUUUAGGUUGAAAUUUCUGUUUGGCUCAUUUAUGUUCUAUUUCAUCAUUACAUCAUUACACUGAGUUAGACUUGAAGCAGCUGCUUUACAUGUAGUUUUA